Molecule: messenger RNA, 1883 nt
Organism: Biomphalaria glabrata
Lineage: Eukaryota; Metazoa; Mollusca; Gastropoda; Planorbidae
Product: poly(A)-specific ribonuclease PNLDC1-like
Exons: 23
Coding region: 116-1720 (534 amino acids)
Biological process (GO): nuclear-transcribed mRNA poly(A) tail shortening
Cellular component (GO): endoplasmic reticulum; cytoplasm
Molecular function (GO): poly(A)-specific ribonuclease activity; RNA binding
Source: RefSeq, a predicted model, not a curated record
UUUAUUUACAUUACAUGCCUUACAAUGUUACAUGGCGUGAAAAACAUUUUAAAAUAUUUUCUACAAUUCUUAUAAAAGAUCUUGAGUCUGAUACCUUUGCUUCUGGUCUUAUUUUAUGAAUAUGUUUGAAGUAACUAGACAAAACUUUGACAGCUUAUUUCCAAAAAUUGAGUACGCAAUUGAAAAUGCUGAUUUCAUUUCUAUUGACACAGAAUUUACUGGUCUCUAUUAUGAUGAACAUAGCAAGCCAAGCCUUUUUGAUAACAGUGCUGAGAGGUAUGCUAAACUCAGAUAUAGUGUGCAGAAAUUUACUUUAUCUCAGAUAGGUUUGACAAUGUUUGUGAGAAAUGCCAAAGAUAACUGUUAUUCCACUCAAACCUAUCACUUUUAUCUCUUCCCGUUUCCAUUUGGUUCUUAUGAUCCACGCUUCUCUGUACAGACCUCAUCCUUAGAAUUUUUAAAGAAAAAUUCUUUUGAUUUUAAUAAGUGGGUUAAACAAGGAAUUCCUUUUCUGAAUAAUAUUCAAGAACGAAACUUAACCAAUGAAAUGGCUGCUGGCUAUUUAUUCUCUGGAUUAAAUAAUGAUGAUGAGACUGAACUACAAAGUCUUUGUUCAAAAGUGGCUGCUUGGCUGCCUAACAGUAAAGUUGGUGACAUACUUACAUUAUCUUUACCUAAAGGUUCAGAGAGUUCCUAUGUCUACCAUACAGAUUUGCGUAUGAGGUUUGCUCAUAUUUGGACUUCUAGCAACCCCUUUGACCAGAUAGUGGUAGAACAUGUGGAUAAAGUCAAAAGGCAGUUGUUGGAGAGGGAGAAUCAUUCUUCUCAUCAGGAGUACCAGAAACAGCAGAUUAUACAAUUACUAGGAUUUACUAGAGUCUUUAGAUUACUUCAGAUUUCCCAAAAACCAGUUGUUGGUCACAACUUACUUAUGGAUCUUAUUUUCAUGUAUGACAAAUUUCACAAUCCUUUGCCAGACAGUUAUGCCAAGUUCAAACAAGAUAUUCACAAAAUGUUCCCAAGCAUUUUCGACACAAAACAUAUCCACUAUUGCAUAAAAAGGUUCCUGGAAUCUGCAUUGCUUUUUACAACUGGGAAUUUGAAAGAGCUAUAUGAUGGAAUAAAUCAAAAUACAACAAUUUUAGCUAUGCUUCAGCCUAAAAUAAAACACACUGAAAGUGGAGAUUUCCCAGAAGCCAGCUUUCCUCAUCAAGCAGGCUACGAUUCUUAUAUGUGUGGUGUAGUAUUUUUGAGACUCUGUCAUUUUCUACAUUUUCAAGAAAGUGGAUCUAGUCAUUUUAAGCCAUGUUCUUUCAAAGAUUACCUGGUUACAAUGAAGAAAUUUAAAAAUUCUGUGAAUCUUAUCAGAGCUAUGGUCAGCCAUAUUAAGCUGGAUGGAGAGGAAGUAUUAAGUUUGAGACCACCUUUAAUCUUUGUACAAAGUACCAAGGCUGGCACCAGGCUCAUAUCUCAACAGUUGGCUGCUUGGUUCUCUAUGUAUGGUCAAGUGGAUAUUCAGAUGAUGAACUCAAGAGAGGCUAUUGUGGCAGCAACAAAUUUUCAUUGUGCCAGAGAAAUCAUAUCAGCAUUUCGGCAACAUCCAUUAAUCAAAGUUAGCAAAUACAGAUUCUGGGAGCACUCAAAGUUGGGACAAAGAAUUUUAUGGGGUUCCUUAGCUAUAGCAACAGUCUCCGGUUUAGUUUUAUUGUACAAUGCUUAAUGAAGCUAUUAAAAGUAGUAUUCCAUAACUGUGAGGUUGCACAAGUUGUUAGGUCCUGGUUCAUCUUCAUCCUUUUUAUCAUCUUCGUCAUCUUCUGUUUCUCUGAAAACUGGAUUGGGCUGAGUCCUGUAAUAAAUGAAUAAAUAAACACUUUUACAAAUUA